AACAAAAUGCAGAAGCAAGUGGAGGUCAGGAUGGGCGAAAACCACCUGGAGCCAAUUGUGGAGACCCCCGAUUAUCCAUGUAGUAGUCUCUGUGAAAAGAUAAUGAAGAACAUGGUUCUCACUCUCACAAUCCUCGGUGUGUUUCUUGGUUCAAUUGCCGGAAUGCUUCUGCGUCACAUAUCACCUCUCCCUCCUGAUGUUAUAAUGAUCAUUGCCUUCCCUGGAGAGAUCCUUAUGAGGAUGCUGAAGAUGCUUAUUUUGCCUCUUGUUGUUUCCAGCCUAGUUACAGGACUUGCUGGUUUGGAUGCCAAAUCCAGCGGCCGUUUGGGCACCCGGGCUAUGGUGUACUACAUGUCUACAACGGUAAUUGCAGCAGUCCUGGGAGUGGUCUUGGUGCUGCUCAUCCAUCCGGGAAAUCCCAAGCUGAGGGCCAAUCUCGGGCAGGGAAAGAAGAACGACGAGGUGUCCAGCGUGGAUGCUUUCUUUGAUCUUAUCAGAAAUCUUUUCCCAGAGAACCUUGUGCAGGCCUGCUUCCAGCAGAUCCAGACAGUCACCACCAAAGUACCAGUGCCCACUAACAGGACCAAAGCACCUCCACAGUUCACAAUCAAGAGGUCACUUCAGUUCAAAAGUGGAAUGAACGUCUUGGGUUUGAUUGGAUUCUUUGUUGCUUUUGGAGUCAUUAUGGGGAAAAUGGGAGAGAAAGCAAAGCUAAUGUUGGAGUUUUUCAACGUCUUGAAUGAGAUUGUUAUGAAACUUGUCGGCGCAAUUAUGUGGUACUCUCCUAUUGGUAUCGCCUGUCUCAUCUGUGGAAAGAUCAUCUCCAUUGCUGAUUUGGAGGUGGUUGCAAGGCAGCUGGGGAUGUACAUGGUGACUGUAAUAGUGGGUCUCAUCAUCCACGGAGGCAUUUUCCUUCCACUAAUAUAUUUUGUGAUAGUUAAAGAGAACCCCUUCACGUUUUUCAUGGGAAUAUUCCAAGCCUGGGUCACAGCACUUGGAACAGCGUCCAGUGCUGGUACCUUGCCUGUCACAUUCCGAUGCUUGGAGGAGAACCUCGGCAUCGACAAGAGAGUCACACGCUUUGUCCUCCCUGUGGGUGCCACAAUCAACAUGGACGGCACAGCACUUUAUGAAGCUGUGGCUGCCAUCUUCAUCGCUCAGAUGAAUGGAAUCGAGCUUGAUUGGGGUCAAAUAGUUACUGUGAGUAUGACAGCCACCUUGGCCAGUGUUGGAGCUGCCAGCAUCCCCAGUGCUGGACUUGUGACCAUGCUCCUGAUCCUCACAGCAGUGGGGCUGCCAACUCAGGACAUCAGCCUCCUGGUUGCUGUCGACUGGUUGCUGGAUCGUUUCCGAACUUCUGUAAACGUGGUUGGCGACUCCUACGGAGCAGGCAUCGUGUACCACCUUUCCAAAGAUGAACUCGACAGCUUUGACGCCCAGCAGACCCGUAUGGAUGAGUUUGAGAUGGCAAAGACACAAUCCUUUUUUGAAAACAACACCAACCAGACUGUAUAUGCUCACCACAACUCAAUCUUGAUAGACGACUGCAAGGUCACCAUGGGCAAAAAUGGCAACACCCCAGAGUUCUCCCUUGUUGAGGAGGAGCCAUGGAAAUUUGGGUAAAGCAGACUCAGAUGUCACUACACCUUACCCCGAGUUUCACCAGCUUUAACUUUCUGA
Molecule: messenger RNA, 1680 nt
Organism: Melanotaenia boesemani (Boeseman's rainbowfish)
Lineage: Eukaryota; Metazoa; Chordata; Actinopteri; Atheriniformes; Melanotaeniidae
Gene: slc1a2a
Product: solute carrier family 1 member 2a
Exons: 10
Coding region: 7-1623 (538 amino acids)
Biological process (GO): L-glutamate transmembrane transport
Cellular component (GO): plasma membrane
Molecular function (GO): L-glutamate transmembrane transporter activity; glutamate:sodium symporter activity; neutral L-amino acid transmembrane transporter activity
Source: RefSeq, a predicted model, not a curated record